AUGAUUCGAUUGUUAUACAUUCUACAUUCUGAGGAAGAACUACUAUCUUCAUCUUCAGAAAUCGAUAAAUGCAUGCUGAAUCUUCACAACUGUAAUGAUGAAGCCACGUGCAUAAACGCCGCAAAGUCAUAUUCAUGUGUCUGUAACACAGGUUGGACUGGAGAUGGAUUUAAUUGCGAUGGUAAGUAAAAAAUGUGGGUUUUAUCUCAUUAAUUAAAAAGGUAUUAACGCUCCUUGUGAUGGGAAAAUAAUAUAAUUUUCGCCUUGUAAGGACAUUGUAUUUGAAAGCUAUUUUAUUUCUUUCAAUUAAGAUAAAAGUUUGAAAACGAAAUAAUAUAUAUAUUGAAAUGUUGACGAUAAUGACGUCGUAUUGACGUCGUAUGAUUUCAUGUAUAACAGGCGAUACUAAAAUAUAAUUUUGCAUCAGAAAUUAUUUUCUGGUCAAUGAACUACCAACAAUUCUCACAAACUCUAACGGAAGAUAUUUUCGUACGGGAUAUUUUCACUGUCGUAUGGGAAUUUUGAUUUGCUGAACUAACCGAGAACGCAUUGUUGUUACUUUAUGCCCUUCGCGGUCACCGGGGCCACAUGGAAAACGUGGCAUUGUUAUACUGUAGGUCACCAUCCACUAAGAUUGGAUGUUUUCUAUGUUUUUAAAAACUCAUUCCAGGUUGUGUUUUAUUUGUUGUCUCCUGUGUUUGAAGGGUUUUUCGUCAGCUCCUCCAUUUUCUUCUCACACCAAAUCUAACCCAUAGUUAUCUGAGAACUGAGCGCCUAUUGAAAGGAGACUAACAUGUUGGCCCACCAUUAUCUAAUAUUGUUUGAUGGAAGAUUGUCAGUUUUGUUUAACACAAUUUCUAUCCAACAUCACUUUGUUGGUCCAAAAUGUUAGAUGACGUUGUACUUGUCUGAGCAGGGUUUUAGGCUUAUUUAGUUUUGAGACGCAAUGGGCAACCAUGCCGGGUGUAAUUUACAAUAGAUAACUCCUUAUUAUUGACAUCAUUAUCAUUUGAUGAAUAAAUUAAGAUGCAAUUCUCCAAUAUCGUUUUCAGACAUAAAUGAAUGUACGAACCUAAACAUUUGUCUUGAGAACAGUCGGUGCGUUAACAAUCCUGGGAGUUACGUAUGUAAUUGUGAUAUCGGAUAUAUUGGCUCAUCUCGGUGUACAAGUAAGUAAAUUUCGCCAAGUGGAACAAUGCACCUUUUUUGGUUUAGAGCCUGCUUUCCAUUUAGUUGUAGCCGUCGUGAGCUGGCGGCUUUAAGGGGUUCAAAGACGAAGCCACGAUCCCAAACCCGUAAUAUGUGAUGUUUUUGCAAAUCAGUCUUUACCGACUGCAAAAAUAAUUCGACACGUAUUAACUAACGGUCACCUUGCUAUGUUACUCACUAACAAUGAUUACGGCAAGCAAAUAAAUCAACAGUAUGUUCCAUACUCAAUCUCUCGUCAAUACGUUUACAUAUUUCUCUAUUUAGGACUGCCAGACACGUUUUUGUCUGUCACAUUCACACUAAAGGAUAGAAAAUUUACCAAUUCACUAAACGAUCCAACCUCUGACAAUUAUCAGACUCUCUCUAGGCAAGUUACAAAUAAUGUAAGUUUAACGAUUAUGAUAGAGAUUAUUUAAUUUAUUUUGGAAAUUACAAACGUUCGAGUUAGAAGGGCUUUGUUUUUGACGCUGGUAAAAUAACAACUAACCUACACGAAAGCGACGUCGACGUCUGGUGCCCUAGCAGCAUCUAUAUAUGCAAAAAGAUCGAAGAAGUCCAGAGGAGGACAAUGUUGUGGAUAUUAGGGAAAAAACGUGGCGAAAUGAAUUAGUACGUAGAAUGUUUAACGAAACUAAAUCUUAUCCCACUGGCUUACGACCGAGAGAAGAAGGACAUGAUUUAAAUGCGUAUGUCGAAACUACGGCAAGCAGGAUACGUGCAAGCACCUCUUGCCCUUUAUGAAGCGCAAUAAACAAGCACAUUCCAAAACUCGUACUUUGUUAGAAUUGUAAAAGUGUGGAACUAUGUAUUUAAAUCUGCUCCUCCCGACUACUACGACACUCUUUCCAACUUUAAAACAUACCUACACAAGACUUGUCUUCACUUAACAGCUACUACUUACACUCCUGACGAACCUAGAUUUUGAAAAUAUAACACAUUAAAUAAGAUUUGGCAAUGUUAAAACAGCUACUGUUCCAAAUAUUUUCUAUUCGAAUUUUAAUCACCAUUUCUAUUGAAUUUUAAUCUUAAUAACGGCCAGUAAUGGUAUUUUUCCUUUUAUUAUAACAUUCAUUUUGAAAUCAAUGGUGUUUCCUGCAAUCUGAUUGGUUCACAGGAGUGUGAUUUCAGCACGAAUCGCACUCCUAGCAGUGCGUUUCGUGCUGAAUUCGCACCUUCUUUCAACCAAUAACAUUAGAGUGCUAACUUCAGCAAGCCAAACCAAUCAUAUUUAAUAAUAGGGUUCAAGCAGCCAAUCAAAUUUAAGAAAAAUGUGAUAUGCCAAAUGAGCAAAAACAAAACAUUUACAUAUCAUAUGUCAUGAUUUUAGUACUUUGGAGUGCGUAUAAAGCAUUUUUUUGCACGUAAAAAUCAAACAAAUAAUUAUGGAUAGCUACAUUAAACUAUGUUAACUAUCAAAGAAUUGCAAAGAAUUUUAAAUUUUUUUUGAAAUUUCACAACAGGCAAAAUUCCAACAAAAGUAAAUUUAAAGCGUCAGGUCAGACUCAGGAAAAUAGGUCCAAAUCACUGGUUUCAAAUCACUGGUUUCAAAUCACUCGUUACACCUACAAUACGUUUAAACUUACUUGUGUGUCUCUUAUUCUUUAUAAAUGACUACAUUUCUUUAAAAUGUUUGCAGUAUUUUCAUUAUUUUGAACGUAUAUUUCAGUUCGCUUCAUCCUGUUCGCUUAUUGUUGCUAUGCUACAGCAUUCGGGGAGGUACCGAUGGUGUGUCUUUUGCAAACAAAAACGUUUACGGUUUCAAAAAUAUUUAAGAAUGAAUACAAUAAAGUGGAAAUUGAACUUUGUGUCGUGCAAAAUUGGACUGAAAUUAAACUUGUGAUUACAAAUCGCACUUCCGCUUCACGGUCGUGCGAUUUUGUAAUCACGCGUUUGAUUUCAGUCCAAAUUACACUCCACUCAGUUCAAUUACCAUUAUAUAUCCUGGACGGUAUUCUUUCUAAUGAAGCCCUGUAGUGAUUGUAUUUUUUUGUUUUAAUAUGAUAAAAACAUGCAUCACUUAAAAUAUAGAAAAUCGUUUUUAGAAUGUCUGGAAUAAAAACAAAUCUGUUGGUUCAUGCCCCAGGUACUUCCCCACAACACAGGAUACCCUCCCCCCCCACCACCACCACUGGAUCACACUUAAGGAAUGGAACAGUAGUGCACGCCUGAAAAAAAAUGUUGUAAUGCGACUUUGUCAUAUCAGUCUUAAGUCCAUAUACCUUAAUUAAUUUUUUAGUUUCAAAAGGAGUUUUCCAAUGUUCCAGCGUAUCGUGGUGUCAAUAUCAUUAGAUUUAGGUGAGUUCAUAGUAUCAUAUAUUCAUUUUCAUGUGAUGAUAUGGUGAUUUUUUAAUUAUUAGGUAAGUUAAAUUGCCAGUUCUAGUUAAUUGCUAACCAAAAUAUUUUACCUCCAUUCUGAAAAGAUCUGGAAGUGUGAUUUGCGAUGCAGAAUUGGUCUUGGUUCUAAAUGCUAAAGACGAAAUUACUAAAGUUUUGGAGAGAGUUAAUGCAACUGGCGUCCUUGGUAACAUUUCUGUUGUGGCUGAGUCAUUGACUACUGCCGAUAUACCAGGUAAUUUAGGAAUAUUGGAUAAACUAGGGCAUGUGGCGUGUACAGGUACGAAUGAAGGGCCAAAAGUUUCAGAAAUCGUUAUGGGAGAGCAAAUGGUGGUCACCCUCAAACCUGAUGACGUAAAAGAAAGCAAUUUAUAUUUCUCAUCACUCAUUUUUCCAUUUGUUCUUAUCUGCUGAACCCGCUAGUAAUUAGUUUCCAAUCUUCGAUCUGUUUGUAUUUAGCAUUUGCAGAUAUUGAAAUGGACGUAGAAUACAGUGGAUAUGCUGGAGACAUGUUGGAGAUAACGUGUACUAUUACUGGACCAUCUCUUCUGAGCUUUGAGUGGAGAAAAAAUAACAUGAUUUUGUCCUUAUCAACAAGAGUAAAGAUUGAAAACAACGACCAAGUUUCAAAACUUUUUGUCCGUAAAACUGCGAAAUCUGAUUCUGGCAAUUAUUAUUGUAUAGCCAGGUAAGCGCGUUUGAGAAUAAUUUGAUCAUGAACCUGAUGACAUGGAUCCGUCGAAGAAUUGCUUCUGAUUGUUCUUCUGUUACAUCUGGUGUCUCACAAGAUAGCGCACUCGAUCCUCUCGUUCUUUGGCCCAACAUUACAUUACGACAGUAUUCCGCAGAGUAAAAACUGCAGUGUUUGGUGAAGUUAAACCAAAAGCAUUCUUUCCAUGUGCGGCUGAGACAAAGUUCUAAUUAGAAAGUACAUAUUGCAGGAAUCCAAAACUGGUGAUAAAGCUGGAAGACACAUGAACAAACCAUUGUGUCAUCGAACUCCUCAAGCUCGUGUGCUAAGCUUCUUUGACCGCGAUUCCGUAAAGUCUCUUACGGUGUUUAUGAUAUAUAUAUAUAUAUAUAUAUAUAUAUACAUAUAUAUAUAUAUAUAUAUAUAUAUAUAUAUAUAUAUAUAUACUGCAAUCAUAUUUUGAGAUAACAGAUGGAAAAUUUGUCCGGAUUUUAAUUACUGUACACAAUUUCAGACAAUUUGGUUUAGUUUAAGCCCCUUAACUAUUCACGCAAAGUUACAAUUUUCCCGAAAAAUCAGCUAUUUGCAUUCUUAAUUAAUGCAUUUGCCUAAUUUGCAUAUGUCAGCAAUAUGCAAAUUAGGUAAAGGCAUUAAUUAAGCAUGCGAAAGGCUGACUUUUUAGAACAAAAUGAAUAGUUAAACUAAACCAAAUUGUCUGAAAUUUUGUACAGUAAUUAAAAACCCGACAAAUUUUCAAUCUAUUUACUCAAAAUAUGAUUACAGGUUUUAAAUUUUGUGCGCGAGCCAUUUUUAGUUUGUUGCAAAAGACACACCCCCCUGGUUCACAAAAUUUGAGAUCGAGAAAAAUUUUUUUCAAUAUUUUACAUUAUAAGUACCCAAAGAAGUUAUAUAUAUAAAAAACCAGAUACAAAUAGGUGUUUUGCGAAAUUGAGAGCAAUUUCAAAUCUGUUCAGUUUUUUUUUUAUACACCCUGUAUAUAUAUAUAAAUAUAUCUUUUUUAGUAAAGGGGAAGAUACGAUCAACAGUAACGUAUCUGUCGAAGUUAAAGUUAUUCCCAUUGUUGCAGUUUCACCGUUAUCUGUCGCUGCUACUGAAGGUAAUGAAGUCCUUGUCUCGUCCUCUUGAAUCAGAGUCUUGCUAAUGAUUGUAUACAGGUGACGCCUGUCAAACCUCUUAAGGUUACAGGACACCCUUUUUGGAGUUUUGUGGAAAAUCGUUACUGCGCGCUCAAAAUCAGUUCGAUUUUCAUCAAAUUUUCAAUGAAUGAAAAUAGUGAAUUUAGUGAAUGAAAAUAGUAUAAAGUUGUAAAAUUGACAAACAAUAAAAUAAUGUGAGAAUUAUUCAGGAAAAUCUUAAGUCGCUUUUGAGUUAUGUUCCUGCUGGUUUUAAGAUAUAUUUAUGAAAAUAUCAUUUUUAUACAGUAAAAUAGUUGUUCUAAAAAAUUGUGUUCGGAAAUUUUUGUUUAUUUCGUCAUUCCGCUAAUAUGGCGAUUUCUUUGACGACUCCAGUAUAUUUCUGAAUUGUUUGUGUGAAUUGCUCCUUAUUUAUAAAAUAUCCAAAAUUAGAACAAAGCCGAACACAAUUUUGAAACUGUCAUCUUUAGCUAUGCUCUGUGAAAAUUUGAGAAAAAUUCGUUAAAACCCGCAGGAGCACAACUCGUUUAAAAAUCAGAAAUUGCCGUAAAAUUCUUCGGGAGAAAAUUGAAUUUGAAUAUUACAUUUUCAAUGUUUUUUUAUUGCAAGCGAAAUGUAUUUUAUUAAAUAACUCGUCGAGUUUUCAACAUUUUUCGCCCAAACGUGGUCAGAUAGUAGAACUAGUCUAAUGCUUUCAUGGAAACUAAUAAAAAAAAUUUAGGCAAAAUUAACACUCAAAGGUGUUCUGUAACCUUAAACGAAACCUUCACACCACCCUGUCUUCGGUUAAUUCUUUCGAAAAAUUUGAAUACCAAAUGUGAUACAAUUUUUCUGCAUUAGUUAUUUUUCCAUUUAGGUGAUCCAGUGACCUUAAUGUGCGAGACCUCUGUUGGCGAUGAAGAAAAUCUCGAAAUUGUGUGGCACAACUCCAAACAGUCCGGUAUUAUUGGUCAAACUAGAAAACUAAAUUUAUUCGAUAUCGCACCGUCUGAUAUUAAACCGAGAUACACUGCUGAAUAUUGGUGUUUCGCUAAGAAUUCAGAUGGUACAGGACGAAGCCAGAACGUUACAGUACAUAUAACAUCACAAGGUAAAUUUGCCAACAAAAUUUCUAGACAACAUCUCUGAAUUAUAUCUAUUAUAUCUGAAUUAUAUCUAUUUACUUGCAGUAUGAUGAAGGGAAUAAUAAUAUGUUCUCACCCUGACAACUGUAUGUUUAGUAAAACCUGUUAUGGACCGUGUUUGUUUUAGAUUAUAAUGAGUUUUGCUUCGAAGACAAUGACAGUGGUUAUACUUGGGAAGAGACACCAGUUGACACUUCAGUCAUCAAAACUUGUCCCGAGGGGAAAAUAGGUACGGUUUGUUUACUAUUUGUAUUUCGCUCUUUCAUGAUUUAAAACUCUAUCAGUCCGAAACUAUUCUCCCCAUAGUUUCAGUAAAGUGAACUAUAUUUUUUGGUCUUGUGUUACAACUGAGCGAAACUUAAAUUUUGUUUAAAAAUGAAUAAAAGAGCCCAGCAAAUAUUUUUUAUGCAAGACAUAUUUUAUGAAAUUUUACUAGCUAUAUAUAGCGUUUCGUUGUGUACAGUGAGUACAAUAUCUUCAGAGCGUCCAAGUAAAUUUUACAUGGUAUGCUGUAUAAUUACUAGAAAAUACAUUCAUGCAGAAACCCUCGCCUUGCUGACAAAACCAUUGUAUUUUCCGAAUAUGAAGUAUUGAAACUAGUUGUCAUAGUCACACGAUAAUUCCAUUCAGAAAUCCCCUAAAAAUAUCACUUUUAAUUACAAAAUUAUCAAUUUCCCAAACAUAUAUAUGUAAGGUAUAUAUGUUAUUUAAUAGACGUAAUAUAAGCUUCAAUUUCAAUGUAAUAUGUCCUUUUUAAACUAAACUGACUUUAUCGUAUUUAUCGAUAAACUUUGAGUUUGAAAUAAAAUUAUUUCAAAUUCUCGAAUGCAAGUAAGUUUGCUUUACUUUUCUAUUUAAAAAUUUUAAUCUAAUUAAAGAGUAAUCAAUAAAGAAACACUGAAAUUAUAUGCUCUCUUAAAGUCAAACUCGGAAACUGGGUGCAUGUUUUUAUAAAUGUUUAUUAGCAAGAAUAGCAGAAACGGGUUGAAGUAGAUAAUAGACGUAGUUGAAAUAUUAUAUAGUAUGCCAUGUAAAUAAGUAUUGUAAAUAAUAUUUAACCACAUACAGUCGGCAAUUUUCACUUCAACGUUCUCAAGAUGUUGCUCUGCGUACACCGGAACGUUAGCUAAUAUUAACAUUUCAUAAAAUAUGCGUGAUCUGCAUGGUGUAUCAAUAUCCACAAUAUUUAAAUUAAGCUAACUUUAUACUUAAUACGUUUUGUUAGUUCUAAACUGUUUUUGUAAAACUGGAAUGCCCGGAGAAACCGUUUGCAAUGUUUGGUAAAUCCAAAUUACUGUAUAUGCGCAUUUUUCUUACAUGUGAGUAAGCCGAAAUCUGACGAUCGACCAGAAAAACUGCACAUUGCAGGAAUGAUAAAUUGUUCAGAAUUGAGCUAAACAUUCUCAACAAUUUCACUUACAGGAACUGUUACACGAUUUUGUAACAGUAAUGAUGGUCCUCCUGUUUGGGGUGAUGUGAGUUUUUUCAACUGUAGAAGUUCUGUUGUUAUCGAUCUUGUUGAUAAGGUGAUUGUCAAAGUAUGAUCUAACUGUAUCAUGUGUUAAGCAUACACUAAUCGUAGUUUGUGUCUAGACUCCCUGAAGAACAUCAACUACAAUUUGAUCUUUUCCAGGUAGUUCAUAAUAAGCCGCGGCAUCGUAAUGCAAAAUGCUAUAUAUACCUAAUCUGGAGACUUAUACGUUUGAGAUAUCUUUUUCAUGUCAUUCAGCCGAGCAGUAUUGUAGAAUAUUGUCUGUGCCGGACCAUCACCAUUAUCUCUAAACAAAGCUAUGCCAAACAUACCUACAUUACCCUAAUUGUAGUUAAAAGUGCGUAAGGUCAAAAAAUGGGCAAUCCCAUACUGUAGCUGGGUUUAUUAAGUUCGACUGUGCAGCAAAUUGAUGAGACAGUUGUCGGAGUCACAAAAUUGGCCACUGAAUUGACUUUGCGUUGGGAGAUGAAAACAUUUUGUAUCAUUUGCUCACUUCCAUAACUAUAACAAUACCCCGUCAUGACUUUAAAAAUUAAAAUCUUGACUGAAAUCCACUUUAAAGGUGUCCAGACUGGUCGAGGGUUUUGAAUCGGAGAAUAUCAGUGACAUUUUGGACGAAACAGAACAAGUUUUAGAAGACGAUAAACUUUAUGUAAAAGAUAUUCAAGACAUUGUAUACGUUUUGGAGAAUACAAAGCAGAGAACGAAAACACAAAAUAAUCGUCAGCAAUUUAUUCGCUCAUCAAGUAAUAUAGUGAGUCAGAAGAGAAAGAAUGUAUGGAUGAAUAUACCGGUAAGAUGGCAUGCAAGUAUUUUAAAUUAAUGCUGCAUAACGCAGCGGUACACCACACCCCGGCUAUAUCCAGAGUUGAAUCGAUCCACUCUUUUAUCUAACAUUUUCGAAAUCUCCAUUCUACUUCGGUCGAUUUUGAUGUCUGGAUUUUGCGCAAUACGUUUUAAUAAGAAAGCGUAAUAAACGGAUGUCCACUCCAAUAAGCAAUUUCCAAUUAUUGCCUUUCUCACAAAGGCCAAAAUCCGCCAUUUUUGGGUUAUAUAUAAAUCAAGGAAGGUAAAAAGCAACUUUUAAGUUAAACGUUUGUAACAGCAUUUACCAUGAUACAAACAACUAUAAUACAAAAAGUCGCAUUUCGUGGUUCGGAGACUCUCAAACGUGGGAGAGGCAGCCAAAAUGGCGGAAAAUCGGACGUGAGAAAUGCUAAUUGGAAAUGCAAUAGACGGAUAUUAAUAUUUCCCGUUUAUAAAAGAUAUUGUAAUCAGAAAUUGUUCGUCACGAGCUUGUUGUUGCUAUUCAAGAUAUAGGAAUAAUUUAUUUCAAAAUAAAUUAUGAUUAAUAUGACACAAUUGCAAUAUCCCUAUGUAAAACUACGUGACUUAAAGCGAAACGAUAAACAAGAAAACCGCUUCGCUUUUAUAUAGAAACAUUUGUCAAAAUAUGUCAAGUAUCAAUGGCAUUAUAAUACCGUUUUACUAAGCCAACUGCAUUUCGGACAACACAAUCCCCACCCACUCACUCACUCACCCAACCCUUGACGAAGAAAUAAAUCUUAAAUAAAGGAAAUAAUUGCGUAAUUACAUGUAUAUUAUUAUGUUUUAUUACCAAAUAUGAAAGUAAAUAAUUUUAUCUGUUUGAGAUCGAAGAAAAAAAGAAAGCAGGGCGGAUAAGGGAAGCCAGCUCGGACAUGAUAUUGAAUGUCCAUGACGGUGAGGGACUUUACUCUCACGAUGCAUGAUCUUGUUUCCCCUGCUUUUGUUGUGAUCAUUGCCCCCAAAAAGGACGUUCCGUCACCCAAGUUUGGCCACAAGAUGUAAAAAGUGAAAUUCAACAUGAAAGUUGACUUGACUUUUGGAAAUUUGUAAUUCGUAGUAUCACGACAAGACGCUGUUGUGUUUUAUUAAAUUAAUGAAUUUGGGAAAUAUAUAUUGCCCACUUUUUAUUCAGUAAAGGAUUAAACCAAAAACUGUCUUUGCUUUCCAGUCUAGAAAUAAUUUGGCGAAGCAGGUUAUCAGUGGCACGGAUCUGAAUGCGAGGAACUACAUCUCACAAAGUGCAGAAAUAGGAAAAGUUGCUUUAUAUAGAACACCCAACAUAGACGUCAUUGGAAUACGUCUACCAACAGUAAAACCCACCGAACUUCAAGCUAAAGGUACCAGUUUGCUGGACACAGCUGGAGAGGGCGUGGUUAUCCCUGAUGCUCUGACCAAUGAGUUAAAAGAAGCAACUGUAGUGAAGUACAGUUCAAUCAAGGAUAUUUUAUCUGAAGAAGAGUUGAAGGAAUCCGUGGAUAAUACCAUAGAAUCGACUGAAUCAUUGACAAUCAGAAGUACUAUUGUAUCUCUCAUAACUAAACCAGGGUUUAAUGAAUCUGUGUCUAAACCUUUUAAGAUUGUACUUCAGAAUAACCAGGUAUGAAUCGAGUAUUUGCAAGUGUUAUUACGUGUGAUUUUCGCGAUAGUUAGACGAGUAA
Molecule: messenger RNA, 10490 nt
Organism: Paramuricea clavata
Lineage: Eukaryota; Metazoa; Cnidaria; Anthozoa; Malacalcyonacea; Plexauridae
Source: the annotation of a GenBank genome assembly